This is a messenger RNA of Dovyalis caffra, 1641 nucleotides long. Lineage: Eukaryota; Viridiplantae; Streptophyta; Magnoliopsida; Malpighiales; Salicaceae. The record is from the annotation of a GenBank genome assembly.
AUGGCUGGUCAAAGGAAUGACUAUGGCAAAAGAUCACAACAUUCACAAUCUGAUUAUGGUGGGGGUAAAAGAAGAAACCCUGGAGAUGACGCUUCUGACCAGCAUACUAUUAGUAACGAAGAUACGGUCUAUCGUUAUUUAUGCCCUUUGAGAAAGAUUGGUAGUAUUAUCGGUAAAGGUGGAGAGAUUGCUAAGCAGUUAAGGGCUGAUAGUAAGUCAAAUGUUAGGAUUAGUGAGGCAAUGCCGGGUUAUGAUGAGCGAAUUGUUACUAUUUAUAGUUCCAGUGAAGAAACUAAUCUUUUUGGAGAAACUGGCGAGUAUAUUUGUCCUGCGCAAGAUGCGCUCUUUAUGGUUCAUGACAGGGUUAUUGCUGAGGACUUGAAUAAUGCUGCUGCUGCUGAGGAGGAAGAGGAGGAGGAUAAGUUUGGGGAGGUGCAGCAAGUUACGGUCAGAAUGCUUGUGCCAACGGAUCAAAUUGGGUGUGUUAUUGGGAAGGGUGGACAAGUUAUUCAGAAUAUAAGGAGUGAGACACGUGCGCAGAUUCGGAUUACCAAGGAUGAGCAUUUGCCUCCUUUGGCCUUGAGUACUGAUGAGCUUCUCUUGAUAUAUGGAGAACCUUCCGUUGUGAGGAAGGCACUUUACCAAGUGGCAACUCGCCUUCAUGAGAAUCCAUCUCGGUCACAACACUUGUUAUUGUCUUCUUCAGCUAACAUGUAUCAAUCUGGUGGCAUGUUUGUGACUCCAAAUGCUGGAGCCCCUCUUUUGGGUCUAUACGGCAAUUAUAAAGGUGGUUGGUCAUCAUCCUUUUAUCCUGAUCAGAGAGAUGAAGCUUCUGCAAAAGAAUUCUCUCUUCGUUUAGUGUGUCCCACAGCAAACAUUGGCGGUGUGAUUGGGAAAGGUGGUGGUAUCAUCAAACAAAUUCGACAGGAAUCUAGGGCUUCUAUCAAAGUUGAUAGCUCAGGUGCUGAAGGAGAUGAUUGCAUAAUAUUUAUAUCAGCAAAGGAGUUCUUUGAAGAUCAAUCUUCAACCAUGAAUGCAGCACUGCGCUUGCAGCCACGGUGCAGUGACAAAACUGAAAAGGAAUCAGGUGAUUCUGUAAUCACUACCCGUCUGCUUGUUGGAAGAUCACAAAUUGGAUGUCUUAUGGGGAAAGGUGGGGCAAUUAUUUCAGAAAUGAGGAAUCUAACAAGGGCAAACAUCCGAAUUAUUUCGGAAGACAAUCUUCCUAAGGUUGCUGGUGAAGAUGAUGAGAUGGUGCAGAUCACCGGAAGCCUUGAAGUCGCUAGCAAUGCUCUUUUACAAGUGAUUUUGAGGUUGAAAUCCAAUUUAUUUGGAAGGGAUGGAGCACUAACUACAUUUCCACCAGCUCUUCCAUAUAUUCCUGUGUCACUAGAUGCAUCAGAUGGUCCAAAAUAUGGAAGCCGAGACAGUCAAUCACGUGGACGCGGAUACCUUUCUUCCUCUGGUGGAUAUGGUUCUCGUGAUGUGCACCCAAGUGAUAAUUAUGGAAGUAAUGGAGGUUCAAUGAUUGGUGGCGAAAGCAGCUAUGGAGCAUAUGGUGGCUUUUCAUCUGGUCGUUCUGGCGGUGCUGGGUUAUCUGGUCAGAACCCUGUUUCCCAAAGAAAACAUCAUGGGUAUUAA